AUGCAAUAUUCACGAGAUUACAAACAAAAAUAUUCAAAUUUUAUACAAAAUUUAAAACCCAAGCAUACCAUUCCAAACCAGUUUUCAUUACCUGUGAAGCGUAGUAAUAUUCUUGAGGACUCCUUUAAUAAAAUUAUAAUUGUACGUGAUCCUGAGGUACUUAAGGCAAGAUUGUGGGACUUUGAUGGAGAGCGAGGCCUUGAUUACGGAGGUCUGUCAAGGGAGUGGUUUCACUUACUGUCUCGUGAAAUGUUCAAUCCUUAUUAUGGUCUGUUUGAGUACUCUGCCAGUGAUGAUUACACACUCCAGAUUAAUCCUGACUCUGGUAUUUAUAAUGAAACUCAUUUGGAUUUUAAAUUCAUUGGUCGAGUUUGUGGCAUGGCCAUUUACCACAAGAAACUUAUUGAUGGUAGCUUUCUUUAUUCGCCAUUUUACAAGAUGAUCCUCAAACGUCCCAUUACUCUCAAAGAUAUGGAAUCAGUCGAUGUUGAACUCUACAACAGUGUCCAAUAUAUAAUGGAUAAUGACCCUGAACCACUUUGUCUGACAUUUGCUGUUAACAAGACUGUCUUUGGAGAGUUGUUAGAAGAGGAACUAAAGCCUGGAGGACAAGAUAUUUCUGUGACAGAGGAGAACAAGAAAGAAUACAUUGAUUUAUUGAUAAAAUGGCGGUUUACAAAGAGAGUUGAAAAACAAAUGGAUGCCUUCCUUGAGGGUUUGUCGAGUAUUAUCCCCCUACGUCAGUUGAGAGUAUUUGACGAAAGAGAACUGGAAUAUCUAUUAGGUGGUCUGGCACAAAUUGAUGUCAAAGAUUGGAAAACUAACACGGAACUGAUAGGAUAUACACGAAAUGAUCGUGUUAUUAUUUGGUUCUGGAAGGCUGUUGAGAACUAUGAUGAUGAAAUGAGAGCGCGACUGCUACAGUUUGUGACAGGAACGUCCAAAGUCCCAAUGAAUGGAUUUGCUGAACUACAAGGAAGCAAUGGGCCCAAAAAAUUUUGCAUUAAAAAGACAGGUUUGAGUAACGAAUUACCUAUAGCUCAUACAUGUUUCAAUCGACUUGAUCUGCCUCCUUAUGAGAGUUAUCACAGACUUAAAGAGAACCUUCAACUGGCAGUCGAGAAUACAGAAGGAUUGAAGUUGAAUAAAGCAAAUAGAUUGUUAUCAAUUCAAUAUUUUAUUGUUGCACUUCCAAUUUUUGUUAUGUGA
Molecule: messenger RNA, 1209 nt
Organism: Gigantopelta aegis
Lineage: Eukaryota; Metazoa; Mollusca; Gastropoda; Neomphalida; Peltospiridae
Product: E3 ubiquitin-protein ligase NEDD4-like
Biological process (GO): regulation of dendrite morphogenesis
Molecular function (GO): ubiquitin-protein transferase activity
Source: RefSeq, a predicted model, not a curated record